Molecule: messenger RNA, 2948 nt
Organism: Oenanthe melanoleuca
Lineage: Eukaryota; Metazoa; Chordata; Aves; Passeriformes; Muscicapidae
Gene: TH
Product: tyrosine hydroxylase
Exons: 13
Coding region: 23-1498 (491 amino acids)
Biological process (GO): dopamine biosynthetic process from tyrosine
Cellular component (GO): cytoplasm; axon; perikaryon
Molecular function (GO): tyrosine 3-monooxygenase activity; iron ion binding
Source: RefSeq, a predicted model, not a curated record
CAGAGCUCGUGGAAGAGCAAAGAUGCCAACCCCGAACAUCUCCACCUCUGCAGCCAAAGGCUUCCGCAGGGCGGUGUCGGAGCUGGACUCCAAGCAAGCCGAGGCCAUCAUGUCUCCACGGUUCAUUGGACGGCGUCAAAGCCUCAUUGAAGACGCCAGGAAGGAAAGAGAGGCUGCAGCUGCAGCCACUGAUGCUGCAGAGUCUACAGAGACCAUUGUAUUCGAGGAGAAGGAUGGCAGAGCCAUGCUGAACCUCUUCUUCAUGCUCAAGGGAUCCAAGACUUCACCACUGUCCCGUGUCCUUAAGGUGUUUGAGACAUUUGAAGCUAAAAUUCACCACCUGGAGACCAGGCUUAGCCGAAAGCCCCGUGAAGGGACUGCUGAACUGGAAUACUUUGUGCGCUGUGAAGUCCACAGCUCUGACCUCAACACCUUCAUUAGCUCCAUCAAGAGGGUGGCAGAAGAUGUGAGGACCACUAAGGAGGACAAAUUUCACUGGUUUCCCAGAAAAAUCUGUGAAUUGGACAAGUGCCACCAUUUGGUCACCAAGUUUGACCCCGACUUGGAUCUGGAUCACCCGGGCUACUCUGACCAGGUGUAUCGCCAGAGAAGGAAAUCAAUAGCAGAGAUUGCUUUUCACUAUAAGCAUGGGGACCCCAUCCCUCACGUGGAGUACACAGCUGAGGAGACAGCUACCUGGAAGGAGGUGUACAGCACCCUGAAGAGCUUGUACCCCACCCAUGCCUGCAAGGAGUACCUUGAAGCUUUCAGUCUGCUGGAGAAAUUCUGUGGCUACAAUGAGAACAACAUCCCUCAGCUGGAGGAGGUUUCCCGCUUCCUGAAAGAGAGGACUGGCUUCCAGCUGAGGCCGGUGGCUGGGCUGCUGUCAGCACGGGACUUCCUGGCCAGCCUGGCGUUCCGCGUCUUCCAGUGCACGCAGUACAUCCGCCACGCGUCCUCGCCCAUGCACUCCCCCGAGCCGGAUUGCUGUCACGAGCUGCUGGGGCAUGUCCCGAUGCUGGCUGACAAGACCUUUGCUCAGUUCUCCCAGGACAUUGGGCUGGCGUCUCUGGGAGCAACUGAUGAAGAAAUUGAGAAACUAGCAACGCUUUACUGGUUUACAGUGGAGUUUGGGCUCUGCAGACAGAAUGGAAUAGUCAAAGCCUACGGAGCUGGGCUCCUCUCUUCCUAUGGGGAGCUCAUACACUCCUUGUCAGACGAGCCAGAGGUGCGGGACUUCGACCCUGAUGCUGCAGCUCUUCAGCCCUACCAGGACCAGAACUACCAGCCUGUUUAUUUUGUGUCUGAAAGCUUCAGUGAUGCCAAAAAUAAACUGAGGAGCUACGCGGCGCACAUCAAGCGGCCCUUCUCGGUGAAAUACGAGCCCUACACGCACAGCAUCGAGCUCCUGGACAGCCCCCAGACCAUCUGCCACUCCCUGGAGAGCGUGAGGGACGAGCUGCACUCGCUGGUGAACGCGCUCAAUGUUCUCAGUUAGUACAGAACUGAGCCCCCCGCCCCUCCCAGCCCCUGCCCUGCCCUCGCCCGGGAAUUCCUGCCUGUCUCCAAACAUUGGCACUGCUGCCUGGCACCACGCGACCCCAACAGCUUCCCACUCCUGUGUGUAGGGCCAGCUCGGAGGAGGGCAGCGGGGUGCACCCAAGGGUACUUUUGGGUAGUUUUUCUAUUGACUGUGGAGGAGGCUUAGCAGAGACAAAAAGCUAACAAGGUGAUGUCAAGAUGAUGUGUGCUAGGCUCCUGAGUGCAAGGAAGAGGAGAAAAUCUACUUGAUUCAACAACAACAACAAAAAGCUACAUUUUUUUAAAAUUGCAGUUUGAGGGGAAAAAAUUAAUCUGCCUUUUUAUAUCCCCAAAACAACUCCAUGAGUCUUGUUCUUAGCUCUCCUAAUAUUACCAUCACCUGAUGUAGCUCAGGUGUGUGACUAAUGCUAUUGCUGGCCAUUUCCAAGGAAGGUAAACAUCUGGUUUGGAUGCUCAAACCCAGUUUCAUGCAGUUUUCAGUGUAGAUAUUAACAGCUUGAUCUGACCCAAAGCUCUCAGUUUUCCUCCCCCUGCUUUUGCCCUUCUUAUCUUUUUGCAGGCUGUCUCAUAACUUAGCGGUUUGCUCAGAAGUUUGGCCCAAGGUUAUGCAGCUGUGCAGUAUCAGAGCUGGGCUUGGGAUGUGUGGAGGCUGCUAAACAGCUGUGGGGAACAGCAAAGGGGAGAAUUGCACAGAGUUGUUUGCAUGAUCAUUUAUAACAUUUCUGUGUCGACUUUUGCCAUCCUUAUCCAGGAUAUAUGAUUUUUAUAAUUUCCUCUUUGAAGAGCUGCAAGACUUGGCAGUGAGGGUUUGGCUGUUAACAGGCUAACAUUGUUCUCCAGUGUUACCUCUACUGUGGCUCAGUCAUAAUAGUUUACAAUCCAUUGCUCUUUAUCCCAUUUCAGACCUCCACAUAUAUGUGCUUUACCCCCAGUUCUCUCAAAUUUUAACUCCUUAGCUACUGACAGCACUUGGUCUCCUGCCUGCUUCAGUCUCUCCUUUCUGUUUCUUUUCUCAUUUGACCCUUCCUCCUAAAUUCCUCCUAAAUUGCUUAAAAGGCCAUUACUGAAAUCAGCAGUUUGACACCAGGGCUAGCUGCUUUUUCUCAAGCUGCUCCUUUUCUGAUUGUCCUGCAAACUGAUAAAACUACCGAGUUCAUGCAGUUAUUGUCAUUUUAGAGCACUUUUUCCAAAGCUGCAGCUAUGAUUUCCCAAUCUGGGUGGAUCCAGAUUGUGAGCUGUAACUCUCAAGGCUCCCUUAAGAGCUGUAACAAUUUUUCAUUUGGGUUCUUCAAAUAUUACCAUUAGAUUAAGUAGCUGGAGCAAGCUAUGCAAGACUAAGGCAGGCUAGGCCAUAGUUUGACUAUCUAGCUAUGAAAAUCUUACUGGUGACUUCAGUAAAACAGACU